Pediculus humanus corporis (human body louse) is the source of this 849-nucleotide messenger RNA. RefSeq lists its product as uncharacterized. Bases 1 to 849 code for a protein of 282 amino acids. The transcript has 2 exons. NCBI's taxonomy places the organism in Eukaryota, Metazoa, Arthropoda, Insecta, Psocodea, Pediculidae. The record is from RefSeq and is a predicted model, not a curated record.
AUGCUAGAGGGAAUACAAACAAGUAAAGGAGUUGAAUAUGGUUUAAACGGACACAAAAAUCCACAUCCUAAUUCUCUUAUCGAUAAAUUUACUAAAAUAAUUAGUUUAAGUUCAUCGUGUACCUGUUUUUGGACUUUGACAUCGCUUUUAUUUCUAAUGUUUGUUAUGUAUGUAUGUAAAACUUAUGUGAAAGCAUUAUUAAUAUGGAUCAGUUAUCAGGAUCCGAUAUUAGUUAAUUUAUUAUUUAUUUUAUUAUUUACAUUAGUUUCUUUUCCAUUUUUAUGGGGUUACAUGUUAUUAGUGCUUUCAAGCGGUUAUUUAUUCGGUGUAGUGCAUGGAUUAAUAGUUGUUAUAGUGUCUGCGAAUACAGGUGUUGCAAUUGCACAUUACACUAUUAAAUCCUUUCAUGCCAAAUAUCCAAUAUGUAAAAUAAGUGAAAGUGACAAUGCUCAAGCUGUUUUGAGAGUUAUUUCCGGUUCGCAAGCAUUUAAAAUAGUCAUGAUAUGCAGAUUAUCACCGAUUCCAUUCGGUUUGCAAAAUACAAUUUUUGCACUGAGUGAUAUACCACCAAAGACGUGUCACACGGCGACAUUUUUCGGUUUGUUACCCGCUCAAUGUCUUGCCACAUAUUUGGGGAGUACACUGAGAUCGAUAGAAGACGUUCUAGACGAUCAUUCGAAAGCAACAACGGGUUUCAUUGUGUUAUCAAUACAAAUAGUCUUCGGAAUAACACUUUUGGUCUACGUCGUUCACAAAGCGAGACAAGAAUUAAAAAGUGCUUUAAUACUUCAACAAAUAAGUAGUUCGCCAUCGAAAGAAUCAACCCUGACGACCAUAACCGUGAGCUAG